Molecule: messenger RNA, 612 nt
Organism: Sphaeramia orbicularis (orbiculate cardinalfish)
Lineage: Eukaryota; Metazoa; Chordata; Actinopteri; Kurtiformes; Apogonidae
Gene: fgfbp2a
Product: fibroblast growth factor binding protein 2a
Exons: 1
Coding region: 1-612 (203 amino acids)
Biological process (GO): cell-cell signaling
Molecular function (GO): growth factor binding
Source: RefSeq, a predicted model, not a curated record
AUGUGGGCCCAGGCCACCUCCCUGCUGCUGCUGCUGUUCGCCUGCUCCUUUUGGCCCGCUGAGGGUCAGAGCGACGGCAGCAGGAGACAGAACAUCUGGAACGAACCCAUCAAAUUCAACACUAAGGCGAAGGACCAAUGCACCAUGAUCAUCACCGGUCAAGGGGAGUACACCAAAUUGAGGCUGUCCUGCGAGGGAAAGCGCUCGUACUGGUGCGAGUACGUGGGCAAGCCGUACACGUGCCGCUCCUACAACAAAAACCCCCGUCACUACUUCAUCCAGAUGAUGUGGGGGCUCAGAAAACUCUUCAACGCCUGCCAAGCACCCAGGGUUAUCAAACCUCACAUGUGCAGGACAGCAAGUGAUGAAUCUCAGAUGGUCUUCUCCUCGUCUUCAAUUUCCAGAGCUCAGCUAGAUGCUUCUAGGGCAGCACAAAGACCAGCGUCCAGACAGCCUGUUCGUGUUCAGCCGAGGGUCAAGGGCACACAGCAAACUACACCUCGGCCGACACCACCUGCAGUGGAGAGUAACCCUAAGAGGAUCGCUCGGCUGUACUGCUGGAGGUCACUGCAAGGGGUCUGUGCCUACGUCGUCGGUUUGUUUCGGAGUUAA